Molecule: messenger RNA, 967 nt
Organism: Notothenia coriiceps (black rockcod)
Lineage: Eukaryota; Metazoa; Chordata; Actinopteri; Perciformes; Nototheniidae
Gene: olig4
Product: oligodendrocyte transcription factor 4
Exons: 1
Coding region: 1-750 (249 amino acids)
Biological process (GO): axon development; positive regulation of transcription by RNA polymerase II; sensory organ development
Cellular component (GO): nucleus
Molecular function (GO): E-box binding; DNA-binding transcription factor activity, RNA polymerase II-specific; protein dimerization activity
Source: RefSeq, a predicted model, not a curated record
AUGGGUUCUGACUGUGGCUCCAACUGCAGCCGCUCCUCCUCCCCCGACCUGGUGGUGGAUGACCACGCUGGGAGCUUUUUCUCCAACAAAAUGUUCCAGUCAUACUGCCAAGAGAACAGAGAGGACAGCGAGGCCGGCCAGGACAGGACGGUGGAUGGACAGACCCAGGCCGGGACCGAUCUCAGCAAAAUCGACACCCAAGAUCUGAGACUGAAAGUGAACAGCCGGGAGCGCAAGAGGAUGCACGAUCUGAACACGGCCAUGGACAGCCUGAGAGAGGUCAUGCCCUACGCUCACGGGCCUUCAGUCCGCAAGCUGUCCAAGAUCUCCACCUUGAUGUUAGCUCGCAACUACAUCCUCAUGCUGUCCGGCUCCUUGGACGAGAUGAAGAAGUUGGUGGGGGAUGUUUACGGAGGAAGUGCUGCCGCUCAGAGCCGCACCGCUGCCCACCCUGCUAUCACCCCUGCGGCCCCAACUGCCCACCACCCUCUGCAUCAUCUGGCCCACUCUCUGCACUCUCUGGCGGCCAGCGCCCCUUCAGCUCUGCAGCAUCACUCUUCUCACGCCACGGCCCUGCACUCGCCUCCAUCAGCAGGCUUCCUGGGUUUCCAUGCACCGGUGCAGAGCCUUAUGAAGGACCCCCUCCACCUGGCCGGGUGCUACAGGCACUUCCCCGGCAUGCCCUGCCCCUGCUCACUCUGCCAGCCUUUACCCACCUCCACGUUACACAGCCUGUCUCUGAGCAAGUGAGCUAGACUCUUAAAAAAACGACCUCUGUUGCUGGGAUCAUCGCAAUGACUAAAGCAGCACAGAGGAGAUUGUUAAAUGAACUCCUAAAAUGAUUGCUGGUGCCAGAGCUUGUAAAUACUGUAUAUAUCUUCUGCCAUGCCAACUGCUGCUUUUUUCUAUCAAAUUACACUUCUGCAUUGUUUAUACAGAAAUAUUCUAUGUACACGCAGGUUUUUUA